Molecule: messenger RNA, 1898 nt
Organism: Brachypodium distachyon (stiff brome)
Lineage: Eukaryota; Viridiplantae; Streptophyta; Magnoliopsida; Poales; Poaceae
Product: phenylalanine--tRNA ligase alpha subunit, cytoplasmic
Exons: 18
Coding region: 105-1601 (498 amino acids)
Biological process (GO): phenylalanyl-tRNA aminoacylation
Cellular component (GO): phenylalanine-tRNA ligase complex; cytosol; cytoplasm
Molecular function (GO): ATP binding; phenylalanine-tRNA ligase activity; tRNA binding
Source: RefSeq, a predicted model, not a curated record
AAAAGUAACUCCAAAGUAGUCCAAACGCAGAAGCCACAAACCCUCCCUCUCCGCUGCUCCCUUCUUCCGUCUUGUCAGCCUCAUCCCCGCCGCCGCCCCGCGCCAUGGCGGCGAAGUUGCCGACGGCGGAUGUGGAGGCCGGUCUCCUCGCGCACCUCAACUCCAACGCCGAGAUCCCGGACUCCCGCACCUUCGCCUCCUCCCUCGGCGUCUCGCACAAGGAGCUCGAGGACGUCAUCAAGAGCCUCUCCGCUUUCCGCAUCGUCGAGAGCGCGGACAUCACCAAGGAGACGUGGGUGCUCACCGAUGAGGCGAAGGGGUACGCCGCGAGGGGCUCCCCCGAAGUGCAGCUCGUCGCAGCCAUCCCACCGGAGGGUGCAUCCAAGGGCGCUCUUAAGGAGAAAUUGGGGGACGUUUUCGACAUUGGAAUGAAGGCGGCCGCCAAGAAUAGGUGGAUCGGAUUUGAGAAAGGGAAUAAGGACCUCGUCUUGAGAAAGGUCGAGGACAUCAAGGAUGAGUUGCAGGGGCAGCUUAAAAGUCUGAAGAACGGAGAGGUUGUUGCUGCUAAAACAAUAGAUGAUCUGAAGAGAAGAAAGCUUAUAACAAAGGAGAAAUCUAUUUGGUACUCUCUAAAGAAAGGGCCUGAAUUUGUUGCAAAGAGAAAAACAUUGGCAACCGAUGUGACACGUGAACAUCUGAAGAGUGGUGACUGGAAGGAUCUCGAGUUCAAAGAUUAUAAUUAUGGAGCUCAGGGACAACCUAUUGCGAUAGGAUACGUACAGCCGUUAUUAGAGGUCCGUGAGGCAAUCCAGAACAUUUUUGUUGAGAUGGGGUUCAGUGAGAUGCCGACGAACAUGUUUGUAGAAAGCAGCUUCUGGAAUUUUGAUGCACUGUUCCAGCCCCAGCAGCAUCCUGCUCGGGAUUCGCAUGAUACUUUUUUCCUCAAAGCCCCUGCUACAACAACAAAAUUACCUGAUGACUAUCUUGAGAAAGUAAAGCAAGUCCAUCAAUCUGGUGGUUUUGGCUCCAAAGGAUAUGGUUAUGAUUGGAAGCGAGACGAAGCAGAGAAAAACUUGCUUCGUACUCACACAACUGCAGUUUCCACAAGGAUGCUAUACAAGCUAGCGCAGGAGAAACCUUUUGCUCCUAAGAGAUACUAUUCCAUUGAUCGUGUUUUCCGCAAUGAAGCUGUGGAUCGGACUCAUCUUGCGGAAUUCCACCAGAUAGAAGGUCUUAUUUGUGAUUACGGCUUGACACUUGGUGAUCUGAUAGGUGUAUUGGAGGAUUUCUUCUCAAGACUAGGCGUGUCAAAGCUGCGUUUCAAGCCUGCCUACAAUCCAUACACUGAACCAAGCAUGGAAAUUUUCAGUUACCAUGAAGGAUUGAAGAAAUGGGUGGAAAUUGGCAACUCAGGAAUGUUCAGACCUGAAAUGUUACUUCCCAUGGGACUGCCUGAGGGUGUUAAUGUUAUCGCUUGGGGUCUUUCACUUGAAAGGCCAACGAUGAUUCUCUAUGGCAUUGACAACAUACGGGACCUCUUUGGGCCAAAGGUCGAUUUCAACCUCAUCAAGAGUAGUCCUGUUUGCCGCUUGGGGCUGUAGUCUGCUGGUCGGAAAUUAGCUGGAGACAAUUUAGUUGAUCAGUUGCUGAAUGCGGACGCUUUGCCUUAAAAAACAAUACAUGUGACUUUAACAGAGGAAGUGCAAUAUCAUAUGUGGUUUUGUGUUCCAAAUUUGAGGUGAUGAAGCUCGGUGUCACUGUCACUGUCACUCUUGCUGUACAGCCUCCAUCUUUUGCUGUGUACCUUGUGAUUUUCCUUAACAAUGCCGACAAACAACCCUUAAAGAAAAGGCUUUGGGGUUGAAGCUAGUGAAAGGUUCGAUACCAGACUUGACCUA